AUGGCUCAAUUUCUAUUGAUAUUUUUGUUGAUUUUCUUGGCUAGCCAUAGCGAAUCGGCCAAGGCACGCCUACAACUGAUGUGGAAAACUUUCGACUGUUCUGCGAACCCAAACUACAUUUCCCAACACAGGUGUGUUAUUUUAGAGCCCGGCAAAACUCUGAUCACAGCCGAACUGAACUACAUAAAGGAUGUUAUCAAAUUCAAUGCCACCUUUAAGCUUUUUAUGCCUCGAAGGCCCUCCCGACCUCUCCAAAAGGUAAUCGAUGUGAAUGUGGACAUAUGUCAGUUUGCCAAGGGAAUUCACGGCCACAGAUUCAUGACAAUCGUGGUGAAAGCCUUUGGAAAACAGGGAUCUCAGUUAAAGUGUCCCCAUCCCAAGGGUCUUUACAUAUACCCCAAUAUAAACAUUGCCGAAAAUCUGCCAGCUUUCUUGCCGGAGACCGAUUUUAAAAUCGAAAUGAACUUUAUAACCACCGAUGCGCAUCUCUUCAAUACCAGCCUCACUGGAUUCUUGUUCGAUCCGAUAAAAAAGAAGUCAAAGACUAUUUAA
Drosophila subpulchrella is the source of this 552-nucleotide messenger RNA. RefSeq lists its product as uncharacterized. The record is from RefSeq and is a predicted model, not a curated record. The transcript is spliced from 3 exons. NCBI's taxonomy places the organism in Eukaryota, Metazoa, Arthropoda, Insecta, Diptera, Drosophilidae. The coding region runs from base 1 to 552 and encodes 183 amino acids.